Molecule: messenger RNA, 448 nt
Organism: Amoebophrya sp. A25
Lineage: Eukaryota; Dinophyceae; Syndiniales; Amoebophryaceae
Source: the annotation of a GenBank genome assembly
CUCGAAGACGAAGCGGGCUUGCGCACUCCUUACGCGGCGAACCAGCGGCGGCACAACUACAGUGACACCUUUGCGACCACCAACGACGAAGAGGAGGAAGAGGACCACAUCGUACCGCUUCCGCCAGGGACAACGCCGAAGCCGAGGGAUCAAUAUCCUGGGAAAAAGAGCCAGCAAGAAUACUCGUCAGAUGAUGACGUGCGAAGAAUAUACCACUACUACAACGAGCAGCAGCAGCAGGGCACCGGUGCUUCCUUUUCAUCAGGGGGAAGCUUUACGGCAGCACAAGAACAGCAGAUGUUUGAAAAUGCAACGAAGCAGAAGCAACGCCCAGGCUCGCGAGGGAAAGCUGUACAGCAGGACGGCCACUUGCGAUCGGAGCUCGACGUGGACGGUGGUGUAAAUAGUAGUAUGCGCUCUGAGAGCGGAGAUAAUCAGGAACCACCCG